AUGAGUAGAAUCGAGACAGCUGCCCUUGAAACGUAUUCGGCCUGUGAUGUCGCUGAUGCGCUGGUGAAGAAUGGGCUCGCAGAUGGUGGGUUUAUUCCCCAUCUCGUGCAGCAGUCGCCGGAGAGACCCCCCGAGACCGCAGUGACCGGCCCCGCUUAUACAGUUCUGUAUGCUCCGAUUGACGACCCGCGACCAGCAGUGGCCUCUCAUUAUAUAGAUUCGGCUCCAGAGGGGUCUGUAGUGGUUCUGGCGACCACUCCCGACACUCAGCUGUCAACCGCUCCGUAUACAACCAUCAACAAUGCCCUGUAUGGCGGGCUCAUGUCGACUCGAGCCAAGUUCCUCGGUUGUAAAGGAAGCGUUGUUUUGGGCAAAAUAAGAGAUAUCUCUGAACACCGCAGCCUGAAUUAUCCUGUAUAUUCAUACGGACUAGGAAUUGCUGCUCCCAAUAAAGUGGCCAAAGUUGUAGGAGUCAACGUCCCAUUAACGGUGCCCUCUUCCGACCUCACGAUCCAUCCGGGCGACCAGAUCGUAGGAGACGAGAAUGGCGUGGCCGUCAUCCCGCAGCGUCUCCUCCAGAACGUCAUCCAAGACAUCCCGCCCCGAGUAAAAGCCGACCAACUGGCGGCCGAAGACAUCAAAAGCGGGGUCCCAGCGGCCGAGGCGCAAAAAACGAGACGAAAGAACCUCUGA
Sugiyamaella lignohabitans is the source of this 693-nucleotide messenger RNA. RefSeq lists its product as uncharacterized. The coding region runs from base 1 to 693 and encodes 230 amino acids. The record is from RefSeq and is a predicted model, not a curated record. Lineage: Eukaryota; Fungi; Ascomycota; Dipodascomycetes; Dipodascales; Trichomonascaceae. The transcript has a single exon.